Molecule: messenger RNA, 638 nt
Organism: Carica papaya (papaya)
Lineage: Eukaryota; Viridiplantae; Streptophyta; Magnoliopsida; Brassicales; Caricaceae
Source: RefSeq, a predicted model, not a curated record
CGGAUAUGCUACUCCCAACAUAUUAUUUGAGGGGCAUCGUUGUAACUUGCACGCAACACCAAAACGCCGAAAUCUCUCUAAUCUCUAUGCUUUUGCUGGUAUCAUAGUUUAAAUCGCUCUGCAUUUCCUCCUCCAAGGAACACAAAAGACGAAGAAACUUUCCACAACUGAAGCUAUGGAUUCUCAUUGUUCUGUAUUGAAAGAAUUAUGGAUUCAAUUUCGAGCUUCCGCGAAUUCGUUUCUUGCAGAAUUCGAGCCUCUGGCUCUGCUUUUCGCUCCUCUAUUCACUCUCUUUCUCGCACGCAUCAUCCAGUCGUUUCUCGGCGUAAUUCGCGAGAAAGGACUUAAAGCGACUUUCAUAGGGCUUUUCAUGACCUUCAUCAAGUUGGUUCCCGGUGUUAAGAGUUACAUCGAUGCUGAGAAGCAGAAGGUUGUUGAUAAGUUGCAGUCUGGCAGUAAAUCUAAGAGAGAUGGUUGGAGGACAGAGUUGCCAGUAUCAGGUUUAGGAGUAGAUGUUAUAGAGAAUAUGAAAGAUGAAAAAAGGAAAGAUAGUACUUGGCAAGGAAAAUGUUCUGCUACAUUGGAGGAAGUGAAUAUGAAGGACAUUUUUCUUUGAUAAAUGAGGCAUGCUCAAUGUU